Molecule: messenger RNA, 1263 nt
Organism: Dentiscutata erythropus
Lineage: Eukaryota; Fungi; Glomeromycota; Glomeromycetes; Diversisporales; Gigasporaceae
Source: the annotation of a GenBank genome assembly
AUGUCUAAAGUUGAUAAUGACGCAUCCUCAUCCUCAAAUCCCUUAAUAUCGAUAUGGGCUCUUCUAGAGGGCUACCCAAGUUCUGCGAAAAUUAAUGUUAAGCCAAGCGAUUUUAUAUCACAAUGUCCUGAUUUAAAUAAUUUUAAGCAAAUUCUUAACCAAGAAUAUGAGACUCUUAAGGAUGUAGAACCGGAUAAUAUUGAUUUUUUCUCCGAUAAGGAUCGAACACAAACUCUUCUCGGUGGUGUAUUGCUAGCGGACCUUGUUACAACUGCUUCAUGCCCACUUAUCGUUCGAUACCCGCUGUCCACGUCGAGUAUCAUAGUAACUUAUAAAUCAGAGAACAGCGAAGUGAAGUGCCAACUACCACACUCUAGCGGAUCUUGGGAUUUGCUACGAAAAGAUGUUAUAAAAAAUUUCAGUAAAUUAUCACAUUUCGAAAAUACAAAAGUGGAUGACCUCUAUUUUGAAAUCUCUGACGAAGAAAAUUUUUAUAUUGAGAAUGAGUUUCAGUUUAACAUGCUCGUGAAACGGAUCGAAGAAAAAAAGAAAAUACGUGUUCUUCCCGACCUUAAAGUCCAAAUUAAAGAUAAAAGACCUUAUAAUGAAUGGGACAUCGAAGAUGUAUUCAAAAAUGUUUUGCAUCAAUAUUAUGAUGGAUCACUUGACUACGCAUUUAAUUUAGAUAAACUCCCAAGUUACAAUUCAAUUACCGAAGAGGAGAUGAAAUUCUUUGUUGAAAAUAUUAAAAAAACGGGAAAAGUAUUCAAAUAUAAUAUCAAUGUUAAUGAAGCAACUGCUCGAGAAUAUAUAUCUAUUUUCAUGAAGACCGCAGUUAAGCACAUUCAAGAGUUUACGAACAAUUCAGCACAGUUAUAUGUAAAAGCUGAUCUUUAUGGAUCUAAAGGGUAUGGUCCCGUGGACUAUUUAGUGAAACUUGACGAUUUUGCGGUGCUAGUCAAUGGGAUCGGAUGGGAUUUUACUAAUGGGAUAGCCCAAAACAUUAUGCAAUUACACAGUGCGUCAGAGAAAUUUGAAUCAUCACAACAAUUGUUUGGAAUUGUAACAAAUGGGAUUACUUGGUAUUUCAUUCGCUGGACUGGUUCUCCAGAAAAACCCAAAGCUGAAAUCUCUCACCAAUAUAAUUGUGUUUUUGAAGGGGAGAUGCAGAGUGCAAAAAAUAUAGUUUCUUAUAUUGUUCGUAUACUAGAAAAUCAAGACGAUAUGUUAAGAAAUAACUUAAAACGUGCAUGUAUUGACUAA